AUGCGAACCAUUGGCGUGAAUGAAAAGCUCGUGGAUCUUAUUCAACAACCCAUCAAUCCCGAAUUUUUGGCAUACGUUUCUCAUCAAGCUUCACUGGUUAUUCCAUGUCAUGAAACGGCCACUGACAACAAACGACGAAAAGAUCCUUUACCACCACUGGCAACAUUUAUAGCCGUGCUCGUGAAACGGUCCAAUAUUCGUACGGGUACACUGCUUGGAAGUCUGGUGUUUCUGAAUCGACUGCAACAAAGGCUAGCCAAUAUCGCCAAAGGCAUGUCAUGCACAUGUCAUCGUAUCUUUCUGGCCACACUUAUCGUCACGUCCAAAGCGAUCCACGAUACGUCACCAAAGAAUAAACAUUGGACACGCUAUGCCAUCUUUUUCUCACUGGGGGAAGUAAACCUUAUGGAAAAGCAACUUUUAUCCUUAAUUGAUUAUCAAACC
This is a messenger RNA of Radiomyces spectabilis, 444 nucleotides long. RefSeq lists its product as uncharacterized. The annotation marks the transcript as partial. Gene Ontology annotation, molecular function: protein kinase binding; cyclin-dependent protein serine/threonine kinase regulator activity. Gene Ontology annotation, biological process: regulation of cyclin-dependent protein serine/threonine kinase activity. The transcript has 2 exons. The record is from RefSeq and is a predicted model, not a curated record. Lineage: Eukaryota; Fungi; Mucoromycota; Mucoromycetes; Mucorales; Radiomycetaceae. Gene Ontology annotation, cellular component: cyclin-dependent protein kinase holoenzyme complex; nucleus.